AAUCUAAUGGGUGUGGCUGAAGCAUGUCUGCUAGCUAGCUGCUAAUGGCUGCUACAACAAUAGUUGGUCAGAUUAGUCGUUUGGAGAAGGAGACAGCAGCUUUUAAGAAACAACUAGAAGAUAUUGAUAAUCAACUCAAAUCGGUUACAAAUGAACCAGACAGGAGAAUAUUGUACAAAAUAGCCGAAACACUAAAAGCAGACAUGGAGGAGAAAGGUAUUGCAACAAACCUCAGCCAUAAACAAAGCAUAAAAGCAAGCUGGCUCAUUUGAGAAAGGAGAACAGAAAAACGACACUAGCGGCUAUACUUAUAUUCAUAAUCCUAGUACUAUUCUAUGUAUUCAUCAUGUCUCCUCUCAAACAGAACAAGAAAUCAGAAAAUUAAACUCACAAUCAUGUAUACCAUCUAUACAUACAUUUAAUGAAGACUUUGUUCACAAUUUAUUUUUGAUUGUAAAAGAAUAGGUACUGCA
This is a messenger RNA of Amphimedon queenslandica, 473 nucleotides long. RefSeq lists its product as uncharacterized. The transcript has 4 exons. The coding region runs from base 45 to 272 and encodes 75 amino acids. Lineage: Eukaryota; Metazoa; Porifera; Demospongiae; Haplosclerida; Niphatidae. The record is from RefSeq and is a predicted model, not a curated record.